Messenger RNA from Colletotrichum gloeosporioides, 2286 nucleotides. RefSeq lists its product as uncharacterized. NCBI's taxonomy places the organism in Eukaryota, Fungi, Ascomycota, Sordariomycetes, Glomerellales, Glomerellaceae. Gene Ontology annotation, molecular function: metallopeptidase activity; triacylglycerol lipase activity. The coding region runs from base 1 to 2286 and encodes 761 amino acids. Gene Ontology annotation, biological process: triglyceride catabolic process. The record is from RefSeq and is a predicted model, not a curated record. The transcript is spliced from 4 exons.
AUGAAUCUCUUGUCACUCUUUCCCGCACUCUUUGUGCUGGUCGCCUCCCAUGUUGCCGUUCACGCAUCACCAGUCGAUGCCGGCAACAAGGGCAGCGGCUCGCAUCAGCUUCUUGCACGAGCGGACCCUCCCGUCAUGGUGCCCGUCAACUUUGCCACGGGCCAAGGUGAGUGUAGUGAUGAGAGAAAGACUAUCAUCCGCACCGAGAUGUCGUGGGCGUAUGCGAUGGCCCUCGAAGCAUACAGCGACCCGCAGUUCGGCGACUACUACAACCACUUCUUCUCCAAGAGUCUUCGCGACCAGGACGACUUUGGUGACAAGGUCAAGGAGCGCUAUCGUCGCAUGGCAGACAUCCUCAGUGGUAGAUCGCCAGAGUUUACCGUCACGGUAACCUGCGACGAAACCAAAGAAGGGUGCUGGAAGAAAGGCUGGUGGGCUUCCAUGAACGACAACUUGCAGGUGAUGAACGUUUGCGACGAGUUCUUCAAAGACAACGGCGGUUUCCUGAGCGAUUCGACAUCAACGACGCUGGACGCCUGCGAUAACGAUGUCAUGGAUCUUCGCUAUGCGCAGCGGGCCAAGUCUGGCAUCUUACUCCACGAGAUGACCCAUACAUCUUACGGCGUGAAUAAAGAAUCAGGAACUCUCGACGUGGCCUACGGCUACAACGGCUGCACUGCCCUCGCAGAGGGAACCUUCGACAGGUCCUGCGUCUCAUACAAGGCAAAGCCCAAGAAAUCAGGAACCCUGCCCACCCCUGACAAGAUCAUCUGCCAAACCACCAACUCAGACGGCGUAAUUGUCGAGGGUUUAUGCCCCGCGGACUACAGCGAGAACAAUGCCGACACGUACUCGUUCGUCGCCGCCGGCAUCUUCUUCAGCAAGCGCUGCAACAAGGUGAUCCCCUACCCCGCCACCACGGGCCCGCCAACCAGCGGAGGCGGCACGAAGAGACAGGUCAUCNACCCCGCCACCACGGGCCCGCCAACCAGCGGAGGCGGCACGAAGAGACAGGUCAUCACCUCGUGCCCCAUGGCCGACUACGUCGUAUGGGACGGUGACGACGAGAGCGCGAGAACACGUGUGGCCGGCUACGCGCACUUUGGCGACUCGUACGCCAGCGGCAUGGGCACGGGGACGACCUCGGGCGACGCGUGCCGUGUCGGAUCUAACAACUAUGGCGACCUCAUCUACAAGUGGCUCAACGACGAUUCAAUCGCGUGGGAGGGCCCCAAGUCUUGCUCCGGCGACACCACGGUCGAGUUGAUGCAGAAGCUCGACGCUUGGAGUACGGCCGCGGACACCAACGUCGUCACUCUCACCAUCGGCGGUAACGACCUCGGCUUCUCGGACCUGGUAUGGUACUGCAUCAUCACCCCGAACACGGCUAGACUGGGAUCGACGAACCGCAAGAACUGCGAGGAGGCCCAGGAGAAGGCCUUCGCCAUGAUCCAGGAUGAGGGCGACGACGGCUUCAAGGCGAAGCUGAAGGCCGCUUAUACGAAGGUCCUGCAGAAGGGCCAUGACGCUGGCACCGACAUCAUGCUAUACGUCGCCGGCUACCCGGUCUUCUUCAACACAUUGACAGAGGACUGCAAGGACUCCUCGUUCCACUACUGGUGGGGCGGAUACAAGCCUUCCUCCGACUGGCCCCUCAACCGCAUCGUGUACCUCACCCAGAAGCUGCGCAGCGAAAUGUUCGAGCUCGUCUACCGGACGAACAUCGCCAUCAGCGAGGCGGUCGACGAGGCCAACGAGGAGUGGGGUGAGACCGCGGUGCGCUUCAUCAACAUCGCCAACUCGUUCGACCCGAGGGACGGGACCGACCACAGCUGGUGCUCCAGCGACGACGUCCACGAGCCGGACGAGAACCGGGAGGAUACCUGGUUCUUCCUCAGCGGCUGGAAGGACUUCGAUGCGGAAUCCGCAGCGGCGGUCCGAUCCCGAGCCCAGGACGAGGCCGAGGCGAAGGCCCUCAUCCAGGCGGGCAACGCCACUCUGCCGGAUGCCAAGGAGUGCGAAGGCGUGACGGGAUCGUCUGGAGGCGAUCCGUGGAAGUUGUGGCAGUGCCGCAUGGCCGAAGCCGUCGCUGAGGACCCCAGCGGCCCGGCGGCCGCGAGGUUCAAUGCUACGAAUCGUGCUCUCGGCGGUGGCAACAUGACCAUCCAGGACAUUGACUGGUGGGUUCCCACGCGCCAGAUCAAAACGUUCCACCCGAGGACGCGCGGCAUGAUUGCGUACCGGGAUGCCAUCAUCCACGAGAUGCAGCUCUACGGGCAGAUCUGA